AUGUACGGUCUCGCAUCCAUUCUCGAGCUUUCGAUCGAAUACCUGUACCAGCAAGCACAGGCUGAUCUUCGCAUUCAAGUGCGCGUUCGUAUUGAAGGCACUGCAGUAAUCUUCAAGGCUAUCGUCACGGUUCUCGUCCUCAUGUGGGCUGGUGACAUAGCUGCCUUGCUCGCCUUCGGAUGCGGCCAGCUCGCCUAUGCCUCCGUCUUGGUCGCUGGAUAUCGAUGGCAGAGUCAGGUAGUAGCUGACAGGAGCAAGUCUCGUGAUGAAAAGACGACGAUGCUCGCAUGGGCAUUGAGCAAGCAGUCACUUGUCAAACAAUUCCUGACGGAAGGCGACAAACUCAUCGUUUCCCGCGUCAGUCCUAUUGAAGACCAGGGCGGCUACGCAGUCGCAUUGAAUUAUGGCAGUCUGAUCGCGCGUAUCGUCUUCCAGCCCGUCGAAGAGUCUUCGCGCCUGUAUUUCUCGCAGGCGCUCAACGGACGAGAGCAAGACGACAAGAGUGCAAAAGCGGACACUGCUCGUGCAUGGCAAGUGCUCAGUUCGCUCAUCACCGCUCAUUUGCACUUGGCGCUCCUUCUCGUCACGAUCGCUCCUCCGCUCGUUCCGCCCUUACUCCAUCACGUUCUGGGUGCGAGGUGGUCAGCUACCUCUGCGCCCGUGGUUUUGCAGGCCUAUUGCUACUUCAUACCUGCGCUCGGUCUCAAUGGCAGCACAGAAGCCUUUAUGCAGGCUGUCGCGUCUCCAGACCAACUGGCUCGAGUUUCGCGCCUGAUGACCGUCUUCAGCGCAAUCUACAUUGCCGCAUGCUAUGUAUUCGUGCAGACGAUGGGCCUGAAAGAGAGAGGUCUCAUCUAUGCCAACAUCGUCAAUAUGGCUUUGCGAAUCAUGCUUUGCUCUCGGUUCAUCAAACGCUAUUUCGAAAAGCGCAAAAUCACAACAGCCAGUAAAAUCUGGAGACCUGGGACUAUCGUCAUCCUCGCUUUUGCAGCAUCUGGUGCGCUCACGCGUUACACGGUAGCGAAAGUCGAUGUCUACGGCCUGCGAGGCUUCCUGGUAGCCGCAUCAGCUGGUGCUCUACUAGCAUCAGCCUGCCUUGCGCUCAGCGCAUACUGCGAGCGAGAUCGCCUCAAGCUACUUCUGACACGGCAGCGAUAG
Molecule: messenger RNA, 1158 nt
Organism: Mixia osmundae IAM 14324
Lineage: Eukaryota; Fungi; Basidiomycota; Mixiomycetes; Mixiales; Mixiaceae
Exons: 2
Coding region: 1-1158 (385 amino acids)
Biological process (GO): dolichol-linked oligosaccharide biosynthetic process; glycolipid translocation
Cellular component (GO): endoplasmic reticulum membrane
Source: RefSeq, a predicted model, not a curated record